AUGGUUGACGACGCGGCCCUCGCCGCUGCGGCUUCGAUUGUCGCCUCGAUUGCUCCAGAUCCCCGACUGCCUAAUUCGAUACCGGUUGGUGUAGCUUCUCAGGUGCAACUCCCGGGGCCAGAUACUCCCGCCAAGCGUAAGCUCGAACUUGAGCUUCAGAACCUUGCUCUGCGUGUUGGAAAGCUCGAGAGCCAGGCCUCAGCUACCUCUCCGUUCCCAGAAACGCCCAACGAGGUUAUUGACACUCUUUUCGGCGAAGAGGCUCAGGCUGUGGCGGUCCGUCCCAAGCCUAAAGUCUUUCACGCCCAAGGUAGCCUGCACUCUCCGCAUCUGCCAUCUUAUCAGCUGACCGAAGAAGCCCUUGAAGGACUUCGAGAACAUGUGGAUGACCAAUCCAAGUUACUCGAUAGUCAGCGCCAGGAGCUCGCUGGUGUAAAUGCUCAGCUCUUGGAGCAGAAGCAGCUACAAGAGCGAGCCCUCGAGAUCCUCGAGCAGGAACGUAUUGCUACUCUAGAGCGCGAGCUUUGGAAGCAUCAGAAAGCCAACGAGGCCUUCCAAAAGGCUCUACGAGAAAUUGGAGAGAUUGUUACCGCCGUUGCUCGCGGUGAUUUGACCAUGAAGGUUCGCAUGAACACUGUUGAAAUGGACCCUGAAAUCACAACAUUCAAGCGCACUAUCAACGCUAUGAUGGACCAGCUGCAAAUAUUUGCUAGCGAAGUCUCGCGAGUCGCUCGUGAAGUCGGUACCGAAGGAUUGCUUGGUGGCCAAGCCCGUAUCGGCGGUGUCGAUGGAACAUGGAAGGAAUUGACUGACAACGUGAGGGAGAUAGCAUCGGUUACCACCGCCGUGGCCCACGGCGAUCUGACUAAAAAGAUCGAACGACCUGCCAGAGGCGAGAUAUUGCAGCUGCAACAAACGAUUAACACCAUGGUGGACCAAUUACGAACAUUUGCUUCUGAAGUCACACGUGUAGCGAGAGAUGUCGGGACAGAAGGCAUGUUAGGCGGACAAGCCGAUGUUGGGGGAGUGCAGGGCAUGUGGAACGAUCUCACCGUCAAUGUCAAUGCCAUGGCCAACAACUUGACGACUCAAGUGCGCGACAUUAUCAAGGUUACCACAGCUGUCGCCAAGGGAGAUCUUACACAAAAGGUCCAAGCUGAUUGCAGGGGAGAGAUAUUCGAGCUCAAGUCAACCAUCAACUCCAUGGUUGACCAGCUACAGCAGUUCGCCCGCGAGGUUACCAAGAUUGCCCGUGAAGUCGGAACCGAAGGACGCCUGGGAGGGCAGGCCACUGUGCAUGAUGUUGAAGGUACCUGGAGGGAUCUGACGGAGAACGUCAACGGCAUGGCCAUGAACUUGACCACUCAAGUGCGAGAAAUUGCCAAAGUUACAACAGCUGUCGCCAAAGGUGACUUGACGAAGAAGAUUGGGGUCGAGGUCAAGGGUGAAAUUGCAGAACUGAAGAACACCAUUAACCAGAUGGUGGAUCGUCUUGGUACGUUUGCCGUCGAGGUGAGCAAGGUAGCCAGGGAAGUAGGCACAGAUGGAACAUUGGGUGGACAGGCUCAGGUUGCCAAUGUUGAAGGUAAAUGGAAGGACCUCACAGAAAACGUCAACACAAUGGCGUCAAAUCUCACAGUUCAGGUCCGAAGUAUCUCAACCGUUACUCAAGCCAUUGCGAACGGCGACAUGAGCCAGAAGAUCAAGGUCGAAGCAAAUGGAGAGAUACAAGUGCUGAAAGAAACCAUCAAUAACAUGGUUGACCGUUUGUCUAGCUUCUGUUACGAAGUGCAGCGAGUUGCCAAGGAUGUGGGCGUUGAUGGAAAGAUGGGUGCCCAGGCCGACGUUGGUGGAUUAGACGGCCGCUGGAAAGAAAUCACGACGGAUGUCAAUACAAUGGCCAGUAACCUGACUACACAAGUGCGCGCCUUCUCUGAUAUAACCAACUUGGCCACCGACGGGGAUUUCACCAAGCUAGUCGACGUCGAAGCAUCGGGUGAGAUGGACGAGCUCAAGCGCAAGAUCAACCAGAUGAUUUCAAAUCUGCGCGAUUCUAUUCAGCGUAAUACUCAGGCCAGGGAAGCUGCCGAACUUGCCAACAAGACCAAGUCAGAGUUCCUCGCCAACAUGUCCCACGAAAUUCGAACGCCGAUGAACGGAAUCAUCGGAAUGACCCAACUGACAUUGGACACCGAUCUGACUCAAUAUCAGAGGGAGAUGCUUAACAUUGUCAAUAAUCUUGCCAAUAGCCUCUUGACGAUAAUUGACGAUAUCCUGGAUCUUUCCAAGAUUGAAGCUCGGAGAAUGGUCAUUGAGGAGAUUCCUUACACACUGCGUGGAACCGUCUUCAAUGCCCUCAAGACUCUCGCUGUCAAGGCAAAUGAGAAGUUCUUGGAUCUUACCUACAAGGUCGACAGCUCCGUGCCUGACUACGUUAUUGGCGACUCGUUCCGCCUCAGACAAAUUAUUCUCAACCUUGUUGGCAAUGCCAUCAAGUUCACGGAGCAUGGUGAGGUCAGCCUAACGAUCAAGGAGAGCAUGGGGCAAAACAAUGUCCGACCUGGAGAAUACGCGGUUGAGUUUGUCGUGGAGGACACGGGCAUAGGAAUCGCCCAGGAUAAACUGGAUUUGAUCUUCGACACGUUUCAACAAGCGGAUGGUUCCAUGACGCGCAAGUUUGGCGGAACAGGUCUAGGUCUAUCUAUUUCGAAACGACUCGUCAACCUCAUGGGUGGCGAUCUUUGGGUAAACAGUGAACAUGGCAAGGGCAGUGAAUUUCACUUCACAUGCUUAGUCAAGCUUGCUCCCGACGACGCUGCUCUGAUUGAGCAACAGAUCCGCCCCUACCGAGGUCAUCAAGUGCUAUUUGUUGACAAGGCUCAGUCGCAGAACGCCACCUCAAUCAAGCCUAUGUUAGAGAAGAUUGGAUUGAAGCCCGUCGUUGUGGACUCAGAGAAGAGUCCGGCACUGACUCGACUCCAAAGCGGUGGCUCCCUUCCUUAUGAUGCUAUUCUCGUCGAUUCUAUCGACACUGCGCGAAGGUUAAGAGCCGUGGACGAUUUCAAGUACCUUCCUAUCGUCUUGCUGGCACCAGUUGUUCAUGUUAGUCUGAAGUCGUGCUUGGAUCUGGGAAUCACGUCGUAUAUGACCACGCCGUGCAAGCUCAUUGAUCUAGGAAACGGCAUGAUACCAGCCCUCGAGAACCGGGCGACACCUUCACUCGCUGACAACACAAAAUCUUUCGAAAUUUUGCUCGCCGAAGACAACACCGUCAACCAACGAUUAGCAGUGAAAAUUCUUGAGAAGUAUCACCAUGUGGUAACAGUGGUUGGCAACGGCUGGGAAGCCGUCAAAGCCGUCCAAAGCAAGAAAUUCGAUGUCAUUCUUAUGGAUGUACAAAUGCCGAUCAUGGGAGGCUUUGAAGCCACGGGCAAAAUUCGAGAAUACGAACGUGGCAUAGGAAGCCACCGCACACCCAUCAUUGCCCUAACGGCCCACGCCAUGAUGGGCGACCGAGAGAAGUGUAUCCAAGCUCAGAUGGACGAGUAUUUGUCCAAACCCUUGCAGCAGAACCACCUCAUCCAAACGAUCCUCAAGUGCGCGACGCUCGGUGGCCCUCUGCUCGAAAAGAAUCGUGAAAGGGAACUGGCACUCCAUGCCGAGACAAAAUCGAAGCACAAGGAGGGGGGACAGGGCCUGCUACGACCCACGCUCGAGAGCCGCUCAUUCACGAGUCGAGAACCUCUGUUGGGAAAUGGCAAGGAGAGCCCUGCCAUUCUGACCACUGAUGAGGAUCCCCUGGCAAGAGCACGUCUUGACCUCUCUGAUAUGCGAAGUCUUACCAACUAA
Fusarium musae is the source of this 3849-nucleotide messenger RNA. RefSeq lists its product as uncharacterized. The record is from RefSeq and is a predicted model, not a curated record. Gene Ontology annotation, cellular component: membrane. The coding region runs from base 1 to 3849 and encodes 1282 amino acids. Gene Ontology annotation, biological process: phosphorylation; phosphorelay signal transduction system; cellular hyperosmotic response. The transcript is spliced from 5 exons. Gene Ontology annotation, molecular function: phosphorelay sensor kinase activity. Lineage: Eukaryota; Fungi; Ascomycota; Sordariomycetes; Hypocreales; Nectriaceae.